Molecule: messenger RNA, 570 nt
Organism: Trifolium pratense (red clover)
Lineage: Eukaryota; Viridiplantae; Streptophyta; Magnoliopsida; Fabales; Fabaceae
Product: F-box/kelch-repeat protein At3g06240-like
Exons: 1
Coding region: 1-570 (189 amino acids)
Source: RefSeq, a predicted model, not a curated record
AUGUCAUAUAAUUUAAGCUCAUCAUACUAUGAGUUUUUCUCAUUGAGAGCUAAUAUAUGGAAACAAAUUGAUGAGGGUACUCACAUUCACUAUUCGACUUAUAAUAUGAAGGGAGAUUAUCGCACACAAGGGUCACUCUUUAAUGGGGCUAUUCAUUGGUUUGCUCAUCGUCUUGAUUUAGAAAAGAAUGUUAUCAUUGCCUUUGAUUUAACCGAAAGGAAACUUUUAGAUAUGAAUUUGCCAGAUGAGUUUGGCGCUGAACUUCACUAUGGUGGUUUGUGGGUAUUUCAAGAAUUUCUCAGUUUAUCGGGUGGGAAUUAUUAUAAUGGUACAGUUGAAAUAUGGGUGAUGAAAGAAUACAAACAACAUUCGUCUUGGACAAAGACUCAUGUUCUUCCUACCGAUGCCAUUCCCUAUAGGUACUUUUGCCCUUUAACCUCUACAAAAAGUGGUGAUAUUGUUGGAACAGAUCUUCUUCCUGGAUUUGUGAAGUAUAAUGAUGAAGGACAGUUGGUAGGGCAUCACUCCUACUCUAUCCGUCGAUAUGAAUCCCUAGUGACCAGUAUAUAG